Messenger RNA from Papaver somniferum (opium poppy), 2769 nucleotides. RefSeq lists its product as uncharacterized. The transcript has 4 exons. The coding region runs from base 1 to 2769 and encodes 922 amino acids. Gene Ontology annotation, molecular function: RNA-DNA hybrid ribonuclease activity; nucleic acid binding. The record is from RefSeq and is a predicted model, not a curated record. Lineage: Eukaryota; Viridiplantae; Streptophyta; Magnoliopsida; Ranunculales; Papaveraceae.
AUGGCUACCUUAAGUGAGACUCGCUUACAACAGAUGACAAUGCUCAAACAAAAAUCUUGGAAUAAUUGGUUGGUGGAGGGUUCAAGUAACUCCAGUUUUUUUCAUAAUAGUAUUAGAAUUAGGAAAAGCUCUAAUACAAUUUCGGAACUAGUUGACUCGAAUGGGACUUGUAUUACAUAUUAUGAACAACUGCGUGAUCAUGUUGUUCAGUACUACGAGGACAAGUUCAAUGGGCAAGAGCUGGAUAAUGAAGGUGAUUUAUUCGAUUUUGAGCAUGAUUCCGUAUCUGUUGAAGAGAGCAACGCUAUGGACAAGAUACCUACUCCGGAAGAAAUUAAGCAAGCUGUUUUUGAUUUGGGAUCGGAUAGUGCGCCAGGGCCGGAUGGAUUCUCUGGUUGUUUCUAUCGUCAUUGCUGGGAUAUUAUUCAAGAAGAUUUAAUCAAGGCCAUUCUUCAUUGUUGGAAUUCUGGUCAUAUUCCAAAUGGUGUUAAUUCUUCUUUAAUCAUUUUUCUUGCUAAGGUAAGGGGUGCUAAUACUCUUCGCAAUUUCAGAACAAUAGGUCUUAGUAAUUUCUUCUUCAAAAUAUUUACUAAGAUCUUAGCUACUAGACUUGGUAGUGUUUUAGAUAAUCUUGUGUCUGAAGAGCAGGUUGCCUUUAUGAAAGGGAGAAAUAUUCAUGAAAAUAUUAGUUUGGCGUCGGAGAUGGUAAACGAGCUUCAUUUUAAGCGCAAGGAUGGCAACAUUGGUAUUAAGCUAGAUAUAUCUCAAUCUUUUGACACGACGUUCUUAGCAGAAAUAUUACGAAAAAUUCGUGAUAAAAAGAUGACUCCUAUGGUUACAAGAGGUGGUGUUUCUCCAACCUAUCUUUUCUUUGCUGAUGACAUUAUGAUAUUUUGUAAAGGUAAUUCAAAAAGUCUUCAUAAUCUUGUGGAUUUAUUGGGUAAAUACCAGCGCGCUUCAGGUCAGACUGUUUGUCAUCAAAAGAGUAAGAUUUAUUAUGGUGGUGGUUCUUCGAGUUGGUGUACAUAUCUUGCAAAUUAUUUGGGGAUGAGCGUAGCCACUUUUCCAGAUCGCUACUUGGGUGUUCAAAUUAUGCCAGGUACUGUUCGUUACCGUCAUAUUUGCAAUGUCGUUGAAAAGAUUAAAAAUAAGCUUGCUGGUUGGAAAGGGAGAUUAUUAUAUUUUCAUGAUCGCAUUGUUCUUGUUAAAACUGUUAUUUCCAGUUAUUCCAUUCAUAAUAUGGCAAUUUAUAAUUGGCCUCGCAAGUUCAUUCUUCAAUGUGAGAGGGCAAUUCAGAAUUUCAUUUGGUCUAGUGAUUCGAAUGUUAGUCGAGCUGUGGUGGUGGCUUAUGAUAAAAUCUGUUGCCCUUAUGAGGAGGGGGGUCUCGGAAUAAAUCGUAUGGCUACUAUGAACAAGGCACUUCUUAUGAAGCUUUGGUGGAAGAUUCGUAUUUCUAAGAAGAAAUGGGAUUUUUAUCUGAAGGCUAAGUUUUUUUAUCGUAAUGGGAGCAUUAAGAAUUCGGGUGUUAAAUCUACCAUUUUGCCUGGCGUGAGGAGUGUGUAUAAUCUGGUGGAGAAAAAUACUAAGGUUUUGAUUGGAGAUGGUAGGGAUACUUCUCUUUAUUAUGACAUUUGGUAUGCUAAUAUUAGUAUUUCAGAGGCUCUAAAUGAUUACACACUAGAUAACACAGUGCGUGUUAGUGAUGUAUUGACUGAUGGCCAGUGGGAUAUACCUUAUAUUCAUUUGCAACGCAUGGUGGCUGCUGGUCUGGAGAUGCAUACGAUGCCAAUGCCAAUUGGAGGAGCAGAUACUAGAGUCUGGAUGCCGGAGUUGACAGGUGAGUUCAGUGUAAAAUCUGCUACUUCCCUUGUUCGACAUAAAUAUCCCAAUCUGAAGGGUGAGAAGCUACUUUGGAGAAAAGAAGUUCAUCUAGUCCUUACGGCUCAGAACUGGAAAUUCUUACGUGGUGCUUAUGCUACAUAUGAUCUUAUCAAGAGCAGGUUCAAAAAAUUUCUUGCUAAUAAGUGUUGCAUAUGUGGUAUUGAAGAAGAGACGCUUUUUCAUGUGAUGUAUGAUUACAGCUUUGCUGCAAGAGCCUGGAAUUGGCUUGCUGAUUUUUUUAACUUACAUCCUAAUGCUAACCUUGUUAUUUCUUUUAAGGCAUCCAAAGGCAGAAGCCCAAUGGUGCGUGAUCUUUGGCUUGUCGCCAAUCUGGUGCUAAGGAGUGUUAAGUGGCAGCAACCUGUGGAGUGUUUUUGGCAUCCGCCUGAUGCUAAUGAACUUCAGUUAUGUUGUGAUGGUGUUGCGAGAGGUAAUCCAGGAAUUGCUGGUGCUGGAGUAGUGGCUAGAGAUGCGCAAUGUUCAGUUCUUGGUGCUAUGAGUAUUGGUCUUGGUGUUACGACGAAUUACUUAGCAGAAUUGUAUGGCAUUAUUGUUGGUUUGGAGUGGGCUAUGCAAUGGGAUUUUGAUCGUAUUUGUGUGCGUUCAGAUUCUAUGGGAGUGGUGGAAGCUAUCAAAAAUAAUUCAAUUCCUUGGUUUGCAAAGAAUAGAUGGACGGUGAUUUUUAGACAUUAUACGUCUAUAAGAAAUGUGAUGGACGUCGAACAUCUUUUAAACAAUCCUAACGAGAAUGAUGCAGUUAUGGAGUCUCCAACAGACGAAGAAAUUAUUGAGUCAGUGAUGAAUAAUGAGAAUGAUCCCGAACCAGAUGAUAGUAGUGUCGUACCAAAUGUGUCAUCUAAAGAUGCUUUUCAAGCGAUGGUCACUUAA